Molecule: messenger RNA, 1872 nt
Organism: Varanus komodoensis (Komodo dragon)
Lineage: Eukaryota; Metazoa; Chordata; Lepidosauria; Squamata; Varanidae
Product: transcription factor COE1-like
Exons: 16
Coding region: 76-1872 (598 amino acids)
Biological process (GO): regulation of transcription by RNA polymerase II
Molecular function (GO): DNA-binding transcription factor activity, RNA polymerase II-specific; RNA polymerase II cis-regulatory region sequence-specific DNA binding
Source: RefSeq, a predicted model, not a curated record
GUUGGGGUUUGGGAUUGUGUUGGCGAGAAGACGCCCCGCCACUCGCCCAGCCGAGCCCCCUAAAAGCCUGUUUUGAUGUUCUCCAUCCAGGAAGGUCUCCCCAGAGGUGGGCUGACCAUGAAGGAAGAGCCUUUGACCAGCGGGCUGUCCGCAGUGAGGUCUUGGAUGCAAAGCUCUGGCAUUCUAGAUGCCAACACCGCAGCGCAAAGCGGUGUCGGACUGGCCCGGGCCCACUUCGAGAAGCAGCCGCCCUCCAACCUGCGGAAGUCCAAUUUCUUCCACUUUGUGCUGGCCAUGUACGACCGGCACGGGCAGCCGGUGGAAAUUGAGAGGACCUCCUUCAUUGACUUCGUGGAGAAGGACAGGGAGCAGAACGGGGAGAGGACCAACAACGGCAUCCACUACCGCCUGCAGCUGCUGUACAGCAACGGACUCCGGACAGAACAAGACCUCUAUGUACGGCUCAUUGACUCCAUGUCCAAGCAGGCAAUCAUCUAUGAAGGACAAGACAAGAACCCAGAGAUGUGCCGUGUGUUGCUGACGCAUGAGAUCAUGUGCAGCCGCUGUUGCGACAAGAAAAGCUGCGGGAACCGCAACGAGACGCCCUCCGACCCCGUCAUCAUCGACAGAUUCUUCCUCAAGUUCUUCCUCAAGUGCAACCAGAACUGCCUAAAGAAUGCAGGGAAUCCCCGGGACAUGCGCCGCUUCCAGGUCGUGGUCUCAACGACCGUGAAUGUGGAUGGCCACGUCCUCGCUGUGUCCGACAACAUGUUUGUCCACAACAACUCCAAGCACGGGCGCCGGGCACGGAGACUGGACCCUUCCGAAGCUGCCACCCCCUGCAUCAAAGCCAUCAGCCCCAGCGAAGGCUGGACCACCGGCGGAGCCACCGUCAUCGUGAUCGGGGACAAUUUCUUUGACGGGCUGCAGGUGGUCUUCGGCACCAUGCUGGUCUGGAGCGAGCUCAUCACGCCGCACGCGAUCCGCGUCCAGACGCCGCCGAGGCACAUCCCCGGGGUGGUGGAAGUGACGCUGUCCUACAAGUCGAAGCAGUUCUGCAAGGGGGCGCCGGGACGCUUUGUCUACACCGCCCUGAAUGAGCCAACCAUCGAUUAUGGGUUUCAGCGCCUGCAGAAGGUGAUUCCUCGGCACCCUGGGGACCCUGAGCGGUUGCCCAAGGAGGUGCUUCUCAAGAGGGCCGCUGACCUGGUGGAGGCUUUGUACGGGAUGCCACACAACAACCAGGACAUCAUCCUGAAGCGGGCAGCGGACAUCGCCGAGGCCCUGUACAGCGUCCCGCGCAACCCCAACCAGCUGGCCUCGCUGGCCGGCAACCAUGCGCACGCCGGCGUGAUGGGCGUCAACUCCUUCGGCAGCCAGAUGGCCAUCAACCUCAGCGACGCCGCGCCGGGCUCGGAGCAAGGGUACACACGCAACACGAGCAGCGCCUCGCCGCGGGGGUACGUGCCCAGCUCCACCCCCCAGCAGAGCGGCUACAACACCAUCACGUCCAGCAUGAACGGCUACGCGGGGGCGGCCAUGACCAGCCUCGGGGUGCCUGGCUCCCCCAGCUUCCUCAACGGCUCCACCGCCAACUCCCCCUACGCCAUCAUGCCCGCCAGCCCGCCGCUGGGGGCCUCGUCCAUCGCCAGCUCUUCCACGCCGGCGGGGGUCUUCUCCUUCUCCCCGGUCAACAUGAUCUCCGCCGUCAAGCAGAAGAGCGCCUUCGCCCCCGUGGUGCGGCCGCAGGCAUCCCCCCCGCCCACCUGCACCAGCGCCAGCGGGAACAGCCUGCAGGACCAGACCUUCGAGGAGUCGGCGGACAAGUUCCACACGCCAUCUCGCUCGCUCCAGGGACUGGCUUAUUCCUAA